Miscanthus lutarioriparius is the source of this 303-nucleotide messenger RNA. The record is from the annotation of a GenBank genome assembly. Lineage: Eukaryota; Viridiplantae; Streptophyta; Magnoliopsida; Poales; Poaceae.
AUGGGGACCGGUGGUGGCUGCGUGGUGGUGCACGGCACGAAGCCGGCGGUGCCCAUGGUCGCGGUGGAGUUCGUCUUCUCGGCGCUGCAGAUCUUCACCAAGCUCGCGCUGGACGACGGCAUGGACGUCCGCGUCCUCGUCGCCUACCGCCUCAUGCUCGCCACCGCCUUCCUAUGCCCGCUCGCCUUCCUCCUCGAGAGCAAUAAGCAAGCGCCUUGUGUGUACUUCCUGCAGGAAGAAACGGCCACCACUAACCCUGAAGGUGGUGCUAGGGUUGUUCCUGUGUGGACUUUUUGGUUGUAA